AUGGCCAGCCAAGCGACCCUGGCUCCGCUGCAGCUCGGCUCGCUACCUUACGAUAUCCAACUCCACCUCAUUGGGUGCAUGUCCGACAUCCCGUCGCUGGUGGCUCUGUGUUCAUCCUGCAGGCACUUUUUCUCCGACCCGCUCUACCGGGCAUACUUUGAUCGCCGCCUCAUCUUCCUGAUCCGCCACGGCCGCUGGAACACCAAGGGGCUGCUGCCGUUCGUCUAUGCCUCGCGCAUCGGCCAUAUGCCCAUCCUGCGGCUCCUGCUGUGGUCCGACUCGGCCCAGUACCGGGAGGCCUUUGCUGGCCCCUUCGACUCCAACUUUGGCUCAGCCCUGGCCUGGGCCGCCCGCAUGAACCGCUUCAAGACCGUCGAGUUUCUGAUCCGCAACUGGAUCCACAACCCGCCCACGUCGCUCGAUCCCUACAUCACCGAGACGGCCUCCCUCGGCCACCUCGAGACCCUGCAGGUCCUCCUGGCCUUUGACCAGGCAGUGACUCCAAAAGCCGUCGACAGCCCGCCGCCGGCACCGCUCCUGGGUCUCUUCUGCUUCCACAUCGAAAGCAAGGGCGAGGACUUUGAGUAUCGCGAUGCCUUUUUCGAGUCCUACAAGAUGGGCCACCUGCACAUUAUCCGCUAUCUUCUCUCGCACUGCCGCCAGAGCGGCCUGUCACUGAAUCUGCCAAAGUACAGUCUCCUCUUCCUGGCCUGCGAGCAAGGCCGCGCCGACAUUGUCCAGUUCCUCAUCAAGGAUGGCAUCGACCUCAACUUUGGCCUGGGCCGGGCCCUGCGUCUGGCCCACAUCCACCACCGCGACGAAGUCUAUACCCUGCUCGUCCAAAACGGCGCCUCCAGCUGGAUCCAGAUCAUCGGCAUGUCCCUUCAGACCGUGCGGUCCCUCCUGCAGUACCUCACUGACUACCGCAUCUGGGAACUCUACCGGGUCUUUUUCCUAUACAUGUUCCUGUACUGCGCCUCUACAGCCAUUCAUCACUUUGUGCUGUUUUGGAGAGGCUCGCUCUCGGCGGUGGUCUACUUCAACUGGGUCGUGGUCGGCAUCGUGGGCUUCCUGCUGGUCUCGACGAUCUGCUCGUGA
This is a messenger RNA of Polychytrium aggregatum, 1098 nucleotides long. RefSeq lists its product as uncharacterized. The transcript has a single exon. Gene Ontology annotation, molecular function: protein binding. The coding region runs from base 1 to 1098 and encodes 365 amino acids. The record is from RefSeq and is a predicted model, not a curated record. NCBI's taxonomy places the organism in Eukaryota, Fungi, Chytridiomycota, Chytridiomycetes, Polychytriales.